GUGUGAACUCAGCCUCGUUUUUGACAAGCACAUCAUUUUCUGAGAUCGCCGAUACAGCAGCGACAAAGAUGUAGUCACGGCGCGUGUAGUGGUGUAAUCCCGCAAUUGCUGAACCUUAUCACGCGCACGACUGGUGCUUUGUCGAGGCGUUGGGCCUUAUCGAGGUAUACAAGUAUGACAAAUAACGAAACCAUACCUCUUGUCGAACAGCAGCACUGGAGCGAAACCCGAAAAACCGCGUGGUCCUCGCACGACGGUCCUGGACCGAAGCAGUCAGUACCAAGGAUUACAACUACGGAACACGAGGCAUCGCCAUCUCACGCGAAGCGCGCAUGGUAUAAUCGAAAAAGGUGGAAAUGGGCCUUGUCAGCGCUACUUUUGUCUGUAGCUCUUCUUAUCGGAUUGACAGUGCACUUCCUCGGCCGUAACGCGGGAAACAGUGGUGACCAGGACAUAAUUUUGCCUCAAAUUCUCAGCAGCGCCGACUUCAACGGACAGAUCUUCCUACUCGCCAAAGGUGACGAUAGUCGAGUUUGGUACACAACAAGAGUAAACGGCACAUGGACACACAAGUGGAAUAGCACUGGUCCACAAGGGCAAUGCCAGCCGUCGAGUGUCGUUUGGGGAACGCCGAAACGACUGAGUGUCUUCCACACUCGAGACGAUAACAUGGUCAUGACAAGCUCGUUGCAGAAUGGUUUAUGGGCAGACUGGGAGGUCCUUGGCGCGCAGGCCAGCAGCCCGGUGGUUCCCUGCCUUGAAAUGCGCAACGAUGUGAUACAUAUUUGGGCUCGUGAAAGGACGAAUGCCAAAUUUAUUAUGCAUAACUACUGGCAGUCUAGUCAAGAUGAUUGGUUGACCCAAUCGUCUAGCUGGGAGGGAGGUAUAAAUAGCGAGACGGCCAAAGGGUCCCGAAGCAUGCCUGCUGUCGUUUGUCGCAACAGCAGCACAAGCAAUGACGUGGUAAUAUACGAUAAGGAGUUCGGUUUGGGACUACACAGGCAAUGGAACACUACCCGCAAUCGUUGGGGAGCCUGGGGUGAUCUAGGAGGGCCGUAUGCUGGUGAUCCAGUGCUUGUAUCCCCCUCCAAUGACCGUGUCGACUUUUUUGGUAUAGAGAAGACCGGCAGGGCUCUGGUCCACAGGUUUUGGAAUGAGAGCUCGGGUUAUAGCAACCCUUAUGACUUAGGAGGCGCCUGGGCUAGUAUUCCAUCCGUCGCUGUGACAGGAAGCAGCCGACUGGAUGUCUUUGCUCUCAGCGUUAAUGGUACGGUUCAGCACCGUGCCUUGAUUGGGUCCACGUGGAGUCCUGAUUGGUCUGAUCUGGGCGUUUCAGCAACCAGUGCUCCUCUAGCCACUCUUCUCAAAGCUCAAUCACCACAGAUCAUGCUUCAAGUUUUGGGAAGCGAGGGCGACGUGCUAAGUUCGGAUUGGGAAGUCACAGAUGCUGGUGGCUUGAAUUGCAUUGUGCCUCUUGAGAGUAUUGGUGGUAACUUGAGUAGUAGCACAAUGACAGUAACUUGAGAACGAUGCAACUGAAUUCAGAGAUAUGUGGUGUAUGGUAUGCAACGGUGGCUUGGGGCUGUUUGUGCGGAGCUGGCUGCGGCCGGUGCCGUAAUGGCGGAACUCUUGGGUCAUGAUUUGGCAAGUUUUUGCCAUGAGAUAUAUUCUAUAAGUUGAGGCCGUUUGCGAAAACCCGCCUCUUUGUCUAUAUGCUGCGUGUUAUAAUAUGAGAAAGUUUAUGCUAUGAGAC
Molecule: messenger RNA, 1753 nt
Organism: Truncatella angustata
Lineage: Eukaryota; Fungi; Ascomycota; Sordariomycetes; Amphisphaeriales; Sporocadaceae
Exons: 2
Coding region: 175-1524 (449 amino acids)
Source: RefSeq, a predicted model, not a curated record